Molecule: messenger RNA, 2718 nt
Organism: Trypanosoma brucei brucei TREU927
Lineage: Eukaryota; Euglenozoa; Kinetoplastea; Trypanosomatida; Trypanosomatidae
Exons: 1
Coding region: 1-2718 (905 amino acids)
Source: RefSeq, a predicted model, not a curated record
AUGCGACGGCUAAGCCUUCUUCCACGCAGGAGCGCUGCAGUUGUGGGCUCCGCUUACGCUCGAUUCGCGACGCCAGCGGCCCCAACGAAUUUAAAGGCUUCAACUCUGGAGUUAAAUAACCCAGUAGUUACGCACACUGCUCACACACCCGUGACACUAACUGCCACUACUGACGCUGCCAGCGGUAAUAUUUAUAGUAGCAAGGAAGUUGAAGCUGAAGUCGCAGUGCCCGCCGCAGGUGCGAAGGAAAAAAUUCAAGCCAGCAGGCGUAAGCAUGUUAAUACAGUUGAGCUUUUGAUAUCCAUGGCAGUUACCCUACAGAAGAAAUCUAGUGGCGCCGCCGCUGCUGCCGUCACAGACAGCGCUUGUGGGGACGAAAAGAAGGAAGCAACCGAUGGGGAUGCAACCGUCGGUAUUGCGCCCCGGCCGGUAGACCCACUGCAACUCCUGAAAGCACUUCGGGCGUAUAUUCGUAGUGAGGACAUUUUGGCCGAGUUGUGUCGUUCCAAGGUGCAGGCCGUACGGCAGCGCUACGUGGCCAUUCGUGCGCGGCGGCAGCGAGUUCCCGCCUUUCAUCGUGAUAUCCUUUUGAGUGAAGUGACCCGCGUUGUUGAGCGGCGCGAGGUGCCAUACAUUGAAGUCGCUCGGUUACUUCGGCCCCAUUGGCCCGCACAACUUAUGGAUGCUUCUGGUGGCCGUUACCAUUCCUUCCUGCAGCGGAGUCUGCUGGCGUGGAUUGCGGAGUUGUUGCGAGAGGGCAAACUCUCACCAGAAGAGGCGCGGUCGGUACUGUCACAGUGCCCACGACUCUUUCAUGGGCAUUUAUCGCUCAUGAGUUCUAUUGUAGAGUGUGCACUCCUUGAUAUCAACACAAUACAAAGCCCUGAUCCAAUCAUAGGUUUGAUGUGGUCUGUGAAUGAAGCGGGCACACAUGCACCAAGCCACUUUUGGCAACGUACCGUGGGUAGGUUGGCACAAUUGAAUCGCUCGUUGAGGGAUACAUUAGGAGAUGCGAUGCAACUGGGGAAAUGUGGGAACGGGCCCAAAGAUGGCACUACCAUCCACAGCGGUCCCGGUGGUAGGGAAAAAAAAGGUGAAAAGGGUAAUAUCAAAAGUAACAACGAUAAUAAGGGGGGUAAUAUUAAUGACACCAAGCAAAACUAUACGGUGGGCCAUGUGUUUUCUGGACUUACAACUAGGCAGCUAUUCCGUGUAUUACGAGUACUUCGAAAGGAAUGCUGGUGCAACGAUGUCUCUACCGUUUACGACUUUGUCGACAAGGCUCUAAAAAAUAUUGCCUUUGAGGUGGAGGCUAUUGGAUCAUGUGAAGCCACUUCUCAAAAGCGCCCAAUGUCAAGGCAAACAAUCACCCAGCGCGUAAAAAAAUCAGCGGACCUCACUCCGAAGGAGUUGCUCUCGCUGUUGAGCAUCGCGGGCGAACUGGGUGUUGACUUCCAUGCAUCACUUGCGAGGACAUCGGACUUUCUCCUGGCGCCAAUGGUACAUUAUUUGGACCGCGAGGAGUUGUUACAGUUGUCUUUAUUUGUUCGAAAGACACGCUGUGAUUCACUAACGCUCGUACAAUCGAUAGCAGAUGAAAUUGUACGGCGUGGGGUGAAUUAUCCACUUUCGGUUAGUCUGAGCAAGGCGGCCCUGCGCACGGCGCUUCAGAAGCCAGUUCUGCUUUCACAACUUACCCUCACACCACUUGUUGAUCAUGUCAUAUCUUUAUGCAGGACGUACGGCUGGUAUAUGCGAGCGUCGCAGCUGCUUGGUUGGGCGGAAGUGUUAUAUGAUCUUUCUCGUCGCUACGCUCCAUCGUCAUCUGUUGGCGUCAACGUACGUUCGUGUGUAGAAGCACUCGCAGCGCCGUUGCGUGCUAUGCUUGAGGCGGGCGUGGUGCCGAUGCCCGUCGUUUCCCGCUUCAUUGAGCUCACGGUUAUUCUCGGCAUGCGCGCAAAGCCACAUCAAUAUACGCAAUCUAUCAAACUGUGGGAGGAGCGCAAUGCUGCGGCGAACGCGCGUAUAACUUUUGCGAAGAGUGUCUUGAAUAAAGAGAGUGACAUGUUGAUUCCGAUGUCGGAGCUCCUGUACGACGCAGCGGAAUUGGAGGAUUCUGGUGAGGUGGGCGAGGUAACCUCCCGUCCUACUGCUGAGCUGUGCAGAGCAGCGCGUCAGGUGUAUGAUGAGCUAAUUUACUUGUUUGAGAUGCAGAUGAUCAUGCGCUCGCCGAUUACACAAAAGGAGGAGGAUCGGCUGAAUGACACGUUUAGUCACGUCGGGUUGUACAACAUUGUUGUUGGUGCCAGAGCCAUGUGGCGGGUACAUCUUCAGCCUUCUUCUUUUCCUUCAGCCAAUGCCUCUUGUGUUGAGGGCGUCGUUCCAUUGAGUUCGCCUCACCGUAUUUCCUCUACACCGCCUCGAGCACUACCUGUGUGGGUGGAGCGACGCAUUAACGCUACCAUCGAGGGCCGCAUAAGGCGGGCGAAUAUAAGCCCCACCUCAACCGACGAGGAUGUGCUCCGUUUGUUCGGGCAACGCCACUGUAACGCAGCAAAAGUGCGUCACUUCAUGCAACUGCUAAUGGAGGAGUCGUCGUUGGUUCUGGUUAAGCAGCAGCGUUUCGUCUGGAUUUUUACGGCGGAACUGGCGCGCCGAUUUGGUGGGGGACAGGAGCAGCAAAUGGCGCAGAAGAUGUUAGCGAAGGUAUUUUGUUAG